AUGACACUGUACCACGAGGACCGCGAAAGUCUCCAAUGCCGUGAAUCCUUGGUCGCGUCUCGAAGCUCUCGGGACGAUGACGACUUUGGUUCGGGUCUGGCCCGGGAGCAAGAACUUGACGCUGUAGAGGACGCCGAAACAUUUCGACAAAGCCAGCUCGAGGUCUACAACAGUGAUGAAGAUGAUGACUGCUCGACAACGAUCACACUGUUUCACGCCGGAUAUAACAUGGCAUCCGUCCCAGUAUGCACUCAAGAGUACACUCGCCCUGCACUUGCCCAGAAUGCACACGCGAUAAGGGAAACUUUUGUGGAUCGACCAUUGGCCACAGCGUACGGCUGUUCGACCAGGCUACCUUCUACAGAUCAAAGCGCCUUGGAGAAGCAGCCAACCAUUGAGCCUAUAUUAGACCCUGAUUUGGUAACUUGGGAGGAGCAAGAUCCAGAUUUCCCUCACAAUUGGCCUGCUCACCGGAGAUGGAUCUCGACUAUCAUAAUAGCCAUGUAUGCAUUCAUAGCACCGAUGGCCUCCACGAUGGUGGCUCCAGCCCUCGGCACUAUCAGCGAUGAAUUCAAUCUUCAAACGAGCGUCGAUGAGUUUCUGGUAAUGUCGAUAUUCCUACUCGCCUUUGCAAUUGGACCAUUUCUGUGGGGUCCGCUGUCUGAAGUCUUUGGACGAGUUCGGGUGAUGCAAAGCGCCAAUAUGAUAUUCCUUCUCUUCAAUACCGUGUGCGGAUUCGCAAAGACAAAGGAGCAGAUGAUGGCAUUCAGGUUCUUAUCAGGUAUUGGCGGCAGUGCGGCCCAGGCAAUAGGAGGAGGCAUCCUCAGCGACUGCUUCAGGGCCGGAGAACGAGGCCUUGCAACUGCUAUCUACUCUUUGAUGCCUUUCCUAUCACCUGCUCUCGCUCCCAUCAUGGGAGGAUACAUGACUCAAUACAUCUCUUGGCGAUGGGUCUUCUGGACCACAAGUAUCUUCGACGGAGUUGUCCAGGUUGUCUCAUUCGUCCUUCUGAGAGAGACGCAUCAUCCGACCAUCCUCAAGAAGAAGGCCAUGGCAUUGAGGAAAAGCACAGGCAACUCUGACCUACACACCAAAUGGGAAGGCCCUGAUCAUUCCAUGAAGAAAAUCCUGAUGAAGAGUCUUGUCCGGCCUUUCAUAAUGCUCACCACACAGCCGGCACUCCAAGCCAUGUCACUUUUCCGCGGCUUCCAGUAUGGUAUCAUGUACCUGGUCUUCUCCACAAUUCCACGCGUCUUCGAGGGAUCGUAUGAUCAAGACGUCGGACGAGCUAGCUUGAACUAUCUCUCAUUGGGCAUUGGCUUCGUAAUCGGUCUCCAGAUAUCUGGUCGCAUGCAGGACAAGAUUUACAAGUGGUGCAAAGAGCACGCGGUCGAUCCAUCGUCCUUGAAGAAGACAAGACAGUACCUGAAAGUAUACCGUAAUGAAGACGCGGAGAACGAACAACAACGUGUUCUGCCGUUGGGAAGCGAUGAUCGUUCGCCUCGCUCGUCGCAGCACACCAUACCAAGGAAGCCAGUGCCACAGGAAGAGGCUUCUGUGCGUCGAAGAGGGUCGACCAGAUCGAAUUUUGAUCCGACGAGAGGCCUACCGGAGUACAGACUGCCUCUUGUGCUGCCAUUUUCUCUUCUACUCCCCAUCGGCCUCUUCCUCUAUGGAUGGACGGCUGAAUACAACGUUCAUUGGUUUGCACCAAAUUUGGGCUUGUGCAUCUUAUCGAUCGGACUCAUUGUUUGCUUCAACUGCGCACAGGGCUAUGUUGUGGACACUUAUACCACAUACGCAGCAUCUGCAACCGGCGCGGCAGCCUUCGUUCGUACCAUGGCCGGCUUCAGCUUUCCACUUUUCGCGCCUACGAUGUAUGACAAGUUUGGAGUGGGUUGGGGGAACAGUAUUCUGGCAUUUAUUGCCCUCACCCUUGGUAUGGCGGCGCCGGUGCUCUUGUGGAGAUAUGGUCAGUGGUUGAGGAGUAAGAGCACAUAUUGCGUUGGAUAG
Ramularia collo-cygni is the source of this 2013-nucleotide messenger RNA. Its product is annotated as related to multidrug resistant protein. The record is from RefSeq and is a predicted model, not a curated record. The transcript is spliced from 8 exons. Lineage: Eukaryota; Fungi; Ascomycota; Dothideomycetes; Mycosphaerellales; Mycosphaerellaceae. Gene Ontology annotation, biological process: transmembrane transport. The coding region runs from base 1 to 2013 and encodes 670 amino acids. Gene Ontology annotation, molecular function: transmembrane transporter activity.